AUGAUCCGACCCGUGGACAGGACGAUGGGCCCCGGGGUGUCCGAUGCGCUUCCUCGUGCAUCAAGCAGCAGCUCUCUCAGCGAGAGAUCUCCUCUGCUACGUGCACUGGAUCAAGUUGCUUCCUCUUCCUGUGAGGACUUCUACAUGUCCAUGCCUGCACUGCCGAGCGAUAGCGGCCGCCUCUCGGACAGUGGCCAGUUCCAGCCGCUGAUCUUUGCCGAGAAGGCGCUGGCAGCGCUUCUAAACGGAGUGCUACUCUACGCAAUGGGCUGUAUCGUGGGUGUAGCACUCGUGUCUCUUAAUUUUGAGGGCGUGCUGGGGUCACGCGUGAACUGGUGGCUGGUUUUUCUGCCUUUUUGGCUGGCGAAUGGCGCCAUACUGUACGCACACGUGACGUCGACUCGUCACGCUAUGACGCUCCGGAGAUGGGCAGAAGUCGAGUCGAUGUCGAACGAGCCGCUGCUGCCGCUACUGCGACGGAUUGUGCUCGUUUACGCCAUUAGUUUUCCCUUGACGCUGCUCUUACUCUGGAGUGAGCUGGCGUUUUGCGCUAGUUUGCAGCACCACACAUCCACAAGUCUCUAUUUCUGCUAUGCACCGCUGAUGGUAAUUCAAGUGGCAUUUGUGGUUCGGUACCUGCUCUGCCGAUCGGACAGCACACUGCCGGGAAUAUGCUGGACGUUGCUUUUCGUUUUUACGUUACUGCUGGCAUACCAGUCUGACGUGCAACGUCGAGUUGAGAUACUAGAGAUGGCACGGCCAUCGGUGUCAUGGUGGCUUGUGUUCGCACCAUUUUUCGUCUUUGAACUGCUUAUGGCCGGGUCGUUACUUCUUGUACUGUACAACGAGUUCUCAGGUACUUACCGGCUUACCCGGUGGCAGCUGGCGGCAAGUGUGCUCUAUACCCUAGCUUUAGUAGCGGGUACCAGUGGUGAGCUUAUGCUGCUGGAGCGAGUGGAUUACCAUUGGGGUACCUUCACCGUCCCGUCAGGCAUGAUGUUUUUCGGAUUGGUGUGUGCGUGUGUGGCCAUGUAUAUUGUAGGUCGCCAUCAUGUGGAAGAGCUCAUGGCUUCCAGGGGUGGUGCAGUGCCUGUACCGCUAACGCGGACAGCAGACGGAUGGAUUACGAGUCAUGCCGUUGUGGAGCAGUGGGUGCUAUUGGGAGAUAUCUACCUGACCCCACAGGGACUACGAGUCCGCAACCGGAAAAAGCGAAGUACCUUCGGCGUCGAGUCGGAACCAGCAGGCAGCCGCAUCUUGCGGCAAGUGAAAGGUCUUUUGACUCGAGCCACGUCGGAAGAAAAUAUUGGUGACAAUGAUCCGGAGCAUCGCAUUUGUAAGCUGCUGCGAAAGACUUCCGGAAGCUACAGUGACAUCACGGUGGAGAUUGUGGAUACACCAAAGACAACCAAUAUUUCAUCUCACGACCGUUAA
Molecule: messenger RNA, 1434 nt
Organism: Peronospora matthiolae
Lineage: Eukaryota; Oomycota; Peronosporomycetes; Peronosporales; Peronosporaceae
Source: the annotation of a GenBank genome assembly